AGUUGCGUCACUCUGCGAUAUUACUUCAGAAGUCUCAGUUAAAAACUGACGUGCAUUGACUUAUCUCAAUUGGCUUUGAGUAUAAUUUCUUUUAUAUGGCUAAUAUUUUAAUUACUGGACCAAAUUUGUGAAGUAGUUUUUGUCUUUUUAUGUAAAUGUUUGAUGUUUCUCACCCAUGGCGAAAAGUGUGGAUCCAGAACAACCAGAUAAUUAUGGAUACGUUCCCAAAACAUCGUUCGACAACUUCACGAGAACCGAGAUCAGCUCUUCCCAUGAUGCCAAUGGAGUUUUGUCUCAAAAAUUUCCUAAAGUAGCCGACUCCAAGAAGUCCAAAUGGGCUCAUGUCAAAACUGCUCUCGGCAAUUCAGGAGAAGCCCUCAUUCCAGAGAUUAUUGGAUCCCAGAAUGUGUUCUGGGUUCUAUUCUGGGUACUCGCCUACGUCGGUUUGACUACAGUUUUCAUUUUUCAAAUGUCAACUCUUGUCACAAGUUACCUCGAGUUCAAAGUCGACACCCAAAUUUCGAUCGUGCGGAACACUGAGUCAACUUUUCCGAGUGUGGUUGUUUGCAACGCGAACCCUGUUCGGAAGAGUAUCAUUUCCAAGAUCACAAAAUACCAGGGACUUGGGAAUCUGGACGCUUUUGUGACGAGUACCAUGUACUCCACUGCUGCGGCUGAUAUGGGAAUGACUUUCUAUGUAUCCUGUAAUGAUGGAGAGGUGCAAUGUCCUGACUCCGUAUGUAUCCCAACUGCGUGGAUAUGUGAUGCUUACACAGACUGCAGCGACGGAUGGGAUGAAGGCAACACCACUGCAAGUCCUUAUGACUGUGCCACUUACUCGCCAAAUGGCACCUACGAGCUGUUCAACCCAGAUGGCUACUGCAACAUAGGUCUCGUUAAAUGCGGAUCAGAUCCCACUUGUGGAGUCCCAUGCGAUAACAACACAGAAUGUGCCGAUGGGUUCGACGAGUCGGAGCAGUUGAACUGCACCCAGUAUUACACUUGUGGUGGGGACUUGACGGCCACCGGGUCAGACCAGACUUUCGCUUCUGAGAACUACUUGAGUGGGAGCUACCCAGCCGGCAGCCACUGUAUUUGGAUCAUUUCCGCACAAAGUGCAUCGGAUAUCGUAGAGUUGACAUUCGAUAACAACUUUGGUAUAGAGGCGAGCAACGACGGCCACUGCGCAUACGACUAUUUGCAGAUUCGAAACGGAGCCACUGAGUCAUCACCAGCCUUCUUCUUCAGUUCGGGAAGCAAACUCUGUGGUUAUACGGCGCCCCCCAAUCCAAUUCAGUCAACGGGUCAAUACAUGCUGCUUCUUUUCCAUACGGAUAAUUCCGUGCAAGAUAUUGGGUUUAAGAUAAGCUACAAAUCGGUCACUCCCUCAGCCCGAGCUAGACGUGACCUCUUGACUCGGAAUCUAACAAUUCCCCCAGCAGAUGGGGUUGCUUUUAAUCUAGCACUAUACCCAGAGCAGGACGAUAAGAAAGAGCUGAGGCGCGAACGUCGUUCCAGUGGCUCCGGAUAUAGCUCGAGCUACCCCUACGGUGGCAGCUCUAGCUACACUUGGGGCAGUGGCAGUGGCACUGGCGGUUAUUACGGUUCAACUACUUAUGACUCUAAUUUCUGGGAUAACUACAAUUCCUGGUACGAUUCCUUUGACCCAUAUGCUAACUUUGACAAUGACGGUCUCUCUGAGUACAAUUGGCCCAAAGCCUACGAGCUCUCAGAAGCUCUGGAUUAUUCCGACCUUCGGCCAUUUGCUCUGUUUUCGAAUGAGGAAGUUCGCUUCUUCGGAACUCAAGCAAAUGAUUUUAUCGCCCAGUGUACUUUCGAUGGCCGGGUCUGCAAUGGUGAAAGCUUCCACCAGUUCCAAAAUCCGGAGUUCGGAAACUGCUAUGUGUUCAACUCUAUAUUCAACAGUUCGUUUGAAAGCGGUCUUUAUUCUACGCUGAGAAACACAUCAAAAACCGGCAAGAAAUUCGGCUUGAAGCUGACACUGUUCUUGGACAAAGACGAGUAUAUUGGCGUUUUAAGCCAGAGCUCAGGCGUUCAUGUGUUGGUAAAUGCCCCCUACGUGCCCCCCAUGCCUGACUCUGACUCAUGGGUGACGUCUGCAGGAGCUGCCACAAUGAUAUCCGUCAAACAGGAAGUCAUUACCCGCAAAGGGGGCAAGUACGGGGAGUGUCUGAAAGUAUGGCCUGACUUCGUGGCCCUGGACACAGACUUCACCAACCAGUGGCCCAGGUAUGACCAGAGAGCGUGUGAAAACUACUGCAUUGAAGCUGAGAAGUACCGCAGAUGUGGAUGCGUCACCGACUACUACGAUAGUGUACCAUUGUGUUCAUCGUGGAAUAAAACUGCGCGAGAGUGCCAAGUAGCGGUGAAUAAAGCGUAUCGCAACAACGACUUCGUCUGUCCCUGUGGACCAGCAUGUGACGACGAAUUCUACUCGAAAGAAGCAUCCAGUGCUCAUUGGCCCAAUAUACAUUACACCUCCUACCUAAUACAGCGACUGAGGAAAUACACGACUUCCCCAAGGAUUCAGCAAUUUCUGGACGCCACUUUAUCCAACGAGAAUGCAUCCAUUGCAGACUUAACUGAGGAAAUAAGAAGCAACUUUGCCAGAGUCGAAGUGUUUUUCCAGAACCUGAACUUCGAGAUAAUUCAAGAACAACCCAGGUACACUCUGACCCAGCUCAUCACUGACUUUGGUGGGAAUGUCGGUUUAUGGAUUGGCUGGAGCGUGUUGACAUUCCUUGAAAUUGUUGUCUUUGCUGUGAAUAUUGUCAAAAUAACAAUACAUGGAAAAAUCUGAGUACACAUGACUCAUUGAGGCUUGCUAUGUAGAUAUCAAAAGAUAAC
This is a messenger RNA of Symsagittifera roscoffensis, 2868 nucleotides long. RefSeq lists its product as uncharacterized. The coding region runs from base 176 to 2821 and encodes 881 amino acids. Gene Ontology annotation, biological process: sodium ion transmembrane transport. The record is from RefSeq and is a predicted model, not a curated record. Gene Ontology annotation, cellular component: plasma membrane. The transcript has 7 exons. NCBI's taxonomy places the organism in Eukaryota, Metazoa, Xenacoelomorpha, Acoela, Convolutidae. Gene Ontology annotation, molecular function: ligand-gated sodium channel activity; protein binding.